AUGGCCACACCUUACGAUGAAGAUCACUCAGACGACCACUAUCAACUAACUGACGAGGAAGACGGAGAACAUACUUCAACAACUGCUACACCCAAUGAAGAAGCGAACGAGUCAUUGGAUACUUGGAAACCACCAGGGCGUCUCGAGUGGCUCCUAACGCUUGUCACUGAAGCCAAAGGUGCGGCAACGAAGCAAGUCGUCUAUUUUAUCAAGAAAUUCUUCGGGGGGACGAAAUUGAUCUUUGUGACGGGUCAAACGGGGGCGGGUAAAACAACGAUUCUGCGUGAGCUUACCGGGCUGGAUCUCGAAGUUGGUUGGACCAUGAACUCAGGCACUCGAAACUAUCGCAUUUGUCCCGCAGUAAUCAAGAAGGAGCAAUACCUCUUUAUUGAUACUGGUGGCUUUGGAGCCGCAGAUAUGGAUGACAUGGAAAACUUCGAGGACAUCUUGGAAUGUCUCAACGCCCUCGGUCCCUUUGUUACGGUUGCCGGUCUCCUCCUCGUCUGCCAAACUCCACAAGCCCGGCAUAGGAGCGACGACAUCAAGAUGAUUCGAUGGGCCCAAUGCCUCUGCGGUCCAGCAUUCUUCAGAAAUAUUACCUUUGUCACCAGCAAAUGGGACGAAUGGAGCCCGAAAUCGUUCCAGAACUCCUGGGAGAGGCUCGAAACACAACUACUUCCCCAUCCUGAUGUGUCUCGAAUUCUCGCUCCUCAAGGCCGGUAUCACGGAGGGUCAAUAUAUCACCAUGGCUUUCCGGGAGGCAUCGGCUCUGCUGAUUCUUACGACCUUCUCAUGGACCGAAACGAUGACGAAGAGAAACGAGGUGACGAACUUCGAAAAAUGAUCGACGAGAGAUACGGAGGACGCCAAAAUUCGAAACCAGCAAAGCUUCAGGUUGUUCGUGAGAUGGAUUCUAAUAUCCCCCGACUAGAGACCGAGGCAGCUAAGGCCUUGAGAGCAGAUGUCGUCGGUACCAACAUCUACAUCCACGGUGAUCGUGCGAUUGUGAGGGCACCGACGCAGCCGCCCUUGCCGCCGCCGCCGCCUUCGUCUGAUCAGGAGAAUAACAAGAAUGGUAAACCCUUCUCUGAUAAAUUCUGGGGGUGGUUCGAGGUUUGCAGGGUUGCGGCCGAAUUUUUCAAAGAGGCACGCAAGAGGCAGUACGAAUCUAACAACAACACAACGGGGACCAAACCUGUCUGGUCUCUGUGGGCAUCAAUCAAGGGCUGGUGGUGGGGAGAGGAAUCCACGCGCUCCUCGGAAUCUGGGUAG
Messenger RNA from Cladophialophora psammophila CBS 110553, 1272 nucleotides. RefSeq lists its product as uncharacterized. NCBI's taxonomy places the organism in Eukaryota, Fungi, Ascomycota, Eurotiomycetes, Chaetothyriales, Herpotrichiellaceae. The record is from RefSeq and is a predicted model, not a curated record. The transcript is spliced from 3 exons. Bases 1 to 1272 code for a protein of 423 amino acids.